GGAGCACGUUGUGACUGGGGAGAGGAGCGUGUGAUUCGGGGUUUGUGCGCGAGGGGAAGAGGACGCGACGGACGAGGGCAUCGACCCCGGGUGCUGUGGUGCUCAACUAUCAAGGCCAAUACCAAAGACCAAGGCCAUGGCUCUGCCGCCACACGAUUUUCUCAUUCUCUAUGGCUCUCAGACUGGCCAGGCUGAGGGCAUUGCUGGUGACCUGCAAAAGGACCUCUCCGCAGCUGGCCUCAAUCCACUCCUAUUCUGCAUGGAUCAGUUUAAAAAGUUUGAUUUGACACAGGAGCGGCUCGUUGUGAUUGUGUGCUCAACGACUGGAGAAGGUGAUGCCCCCGAUAACGCAAAUCGCCUUUGGCGUCAGACCAAGAAAAAAACGCUGCCGAGCAACCAUUUCGCCCAACUCAGCUACACGGUACUCGGCCUUGGCGACACCAACUACGCAAACUUCUGUCAAAUGGGCAAGAAUUGGUACAAACGGAACCGUGUCGACACUUGCCUGCCAGUCGAACAUCUCAACCACACCAACCCUGCCAGUCUGAAAGACCUGGGUGCCACUUGCUUCUACCCGCCUGGCUUUGCCGAUGAUGGCACGGGGCUGGAGAUUGUAGUUGAGCCUUGGCGCGCUGGCUUGUUGGACGCCCUUCGCAAGCGUCUGGCUGAAUUGCCGCCGGCUGCUCCGGCUGCCUCAGCCUCUGAGGCAGCAGAUCCAGGAGCAUCAUCAACAGCAGCCAUCGCCGCCAAGUCGGCCGUCCCUGUGGGAAAUGCUAUUCUUCGCUUGCCACGCCUGCAUAAGCUGACCUUUGACGUCCAACUGCAAGCCCCCGAGACUGUCGACCCGGAAACUGAGAUGCCAACACCUACCACCACACCCUAUCGACCUGCUGUCCUCACGCGGUAUCGGGUACUGACGGCACCCAGUGCUGUGAAGCGCGCCAUUGAAGUCGAACUGGCCAUCGGCACGGGCACAGCUGGACACUACUCCCCAGGCGAUGCCUUUGCCGUGGCCUGCCCCAAUCGCCCCUCGGAGAUUGACCUCUUCCUGAGCGUCUCUGGCCACGCCGAAACUGCUGAUCACCCCCUCAGUUUCUCGGGCGCCGUGCCUGCCCACCUCGAAAAUUGCCGCACGCUUCGCGAGGUAGCGACCUCGGCACUUGAACUGCGAGGCGUACCUAAAAAGGCACACCUGCGACUCUUGGCUGAAUACUGUUUAGAGGCAGCAGAUCGCAGCCAUUUCCUCUGGCUCUCCAGCCAACAAGGCGGCAAUGAUUAUACCGCCAAUGUGCGGAAUUCUACCGGUGGCUUGCUUGAGAUUCUGGUCAAAUGCCCCUCUUGCCGGCCCCCUCUCCAUGUUCUCUUCACUUGCUUUGCACCACUUCAGCCACGCUUUUAUUCGGCGUGCAGUGCGGCGCGCGCCUCGCCGGGCUACGUGCGUUUUGCUUUCAACGUCGUUGAUGAUAUCAGCUCACCUGAUGGCCAGGCGCCAGAGGACGGCACCACUGCCCGACCCGGCCUUUGCACAACCUAUUUCGAGGAACUUUGCUUGAGUUUGCAUGACGUCCGCCCAGCAGACGUUGCUGACAUGCGGGCCAAGGAGACACGGGGCCAAUGGGUGGGUCCAGCCACGGCUAUCAAGGUGGAGGAUGUAUGCACACCGACUGCGCUGCCUACGGAUGGCCGAUUGCCCGUGCGUGUGCUCUGUGAGGAGCACUGGCAUGACCAUGGCCAACCCAUCAUCAUGGUCGGCCCGGGCACUGGCAUUGCACCGUUUAUCGGCUUUCUCGAGGCAAGAGAGGAACUUGAGCAGGCUGUCCGCGACAAGGCGCUGGAAAAGUGGGUGACGGCCGUAUCGCGUGAAACAACUUCGAGUGGCUUCAAAUAUGUACAGGAUGCCUUGCGAGCCAAUGCGACCCUCGUUUCAAAGCUCUUGCUUGAAGAGGAGGGCUCCCUUUUUGUGUGUGGUAGCGCCAUAAACAUGGGUCGCCGUCUGGACGAGCAGCUCGAGACGAUCUUCAUGACGGGGGCGGGCUUGAGCAGUGAGGAUGCUGCCAUUGCUCGUGCUCGUCUUGUUACAGAGGCCCGUAUCAAGAAGGACUUGUGGUAAUUUGUUGCGAGGAAGAACGUGGCGUGGGGCCAGGGUGCGGUUGUCCUUUUCUGCGAAGCAAAUUGCUGGUGAAACGAUGUGGUUCAUGGCUUUUGUCUUUUUCGUAUCAAAAGGGUUGUGUUCUCAGAUGUCUUUCAGCGCGACUGAGUGCUGUGCUGUUAGGAUUAGGGCUCAAGAAGAAACAGAAUACCGUACCUGGACGCACCCAGGGAACGGUGUAUCUCAAACCCCUAGCCAAUUGAGCCGCUGUAAAAGUU
Molecule: messenger RNA, 2367 nt
Organism: Monosiga brevicollis MX1
Lineage: Eukaryota; Choanoflagellata; Craspedida; Salpingoecidae
Exons: 19
Coding region: 137-2110 (657 amino acids)
Biological process (GO): homocysteine metabolic process
Cellular component (GO): cytosol
Molecular function (GO): [methionine synthase] reductase (NADPH) activity; FMN binding; flavin adenine dinucleotide binding
Source: RefSeq, a predicted model, not a curated record